UAACUGAUGACCAGCCAUUUAAAGUCACAUUAAGAUAAUUUUGAAACCUAAAGGUCACUUUAUAUUAAAACGACCAAUAUUCAAGAUAAAAACUUGAUAUUUCAUCAUAAAUAAUAGAAGGCCAGUAAUCCACAUUGACAGAUUGUUUGACCAUAAAAUAAAGGUACAUUCAAGCCAUUAAAAGAAAAGAUAAAACUUAAAAAGGAGCAGAAAAUAUGGAAAACGAAAUCAAAAUCUGAAAAAAAAUGAACUAUUAUUUUUCAUUUGGGAUGAACCUUAAACUUAUAUUUAAUGCGUUCGGAUUUACAUAGAUGCGAGCCAGAUACGAUUAUAAUUGCACUAUAUAGAAAGAAAUAAAAUCGAAAAUAUAUAAGAGGAGCGCUCAAGCACUAAACAAAAAAUAAAAAAUAAAAAGCAUCAUGCACCAUAUGGCCACGGCCUCCGAAGGACAUAUAUUUCUGGUUUUGUUGCUUUUGCAUAAGGAAAUGCUUGUCACCUACUCACCAUAUUAAGUCCCCUAUCAAGUUUCACACCCUCCCUUCCUCUCUCACUCUCUCUCUCCUCACAUCAAACGCACACAGUUUUUAGAGAGAGAGAGAGAAAGCAGAGAGAUUUCUUGCUCUUCAUCUUCCAUGGAGAAGCACAGAAUCUGCAAGAUCUGCAACAAGCGGUUCUCCAAUGGAAAAGCGAUGGGGGGUCACAUGAGGUCCCACCUCGCCAAGCUUCCUCUCCCUCCGAAGCCGCAGUCGCCGCAGCAGCAGCAGCAUCACCAACUCAGUAACUCGCCGGAGUCGUCGUCUCUUCCAUUUUCGACCUCGAACAGGGGCAUGCAUUCUUCUCUGGAUUCAGCCGUGGUCCACGACGACAGCGACAGCGAGUCCCACCCGAGAAACCCAACUCGGAGAAGAUCCAAGCGGCGCCGCAAAGUGAUUGGCAAAUCUUCGCCGCUGCCGUUCGAGGCAGAACAGGUGAGUUCUGUUUCCGAUACUUUUUCAACUGAAGAUGUUGCCAGGUGUCUCAUCAUGCUAUCGAUGGAUAAAUGGAAAAAAGUGAAAGUAAAAAAUGGGGUGGAUGAGUCCGUGGAGGAGGAGGAGGAAGAUGAGUCCGACAGCGGCGGCCGUUCAGAUUUUCGGAUCAAGGAUCGAGUCCGGAGUCAGGGAAAGUACAAGUGCGAGACUUGUGACAAAGUGUUCCGAUCUUAUCAAGCGCUCGGAGGGCACAGAGCGAGUCACAAGAAAACCAUCAAAACCCAAGUGUUUGAUGACUAUGAAGAGGAAGAAGAUGAAGAUUUUGAGGAAGAUGAUGGGCAGGAUGGUAACCAGGAUGUGGUGGAGAAUCACAGGACAUUUGAGUGCUGUGUUUGUUUCAGACAGUUUGAUUCCGGCCAAGCACUCGGUGGGCAUAAAAAAGUACACUACUACAAUAAUUUGACCAACAAUGCCCCUGCUAGGAAUGUUAAUUUAUCAUCAUCUUCUACUAAUUUUGUGGACAAUUUGGUCAUUGACCUCAAUCUCCCUGCACCAGAGGAGGAGGAAGAAGAAGAUGAAGAGGUAAGCCAGGUUGAAUUCUCAACAGUUUCCGAUUGAUGCAGUUCAAAGAAGUGCUUUUAAAUUAUAAGUUGAAAUAUUUGAUCAAUGAUCAUUGACAACUUAAAAGUUAAAAAGUGCUCAUCAUGUUGUUUUGUUUUCCCAACACAUGGUUUUCUUUUUGUUGUGUAUACUGAUGAACUAGAUAUUUCUCGUUUCCCUUUUGAGAAUGUUAUACAGCGGUUUUUGAUUUGGAUAGUUUAA
Molecule: messenger RNA, 1790 nt
Organism: Pyrus x bretschneideri (Chinese white pear)
Lineage: Eukaryota; Viridiplantae; Streptophyta; Magnoliopsida; Rosales; Rosaceae
Product: zinc finger protein ZAT9-like
Exons: 1
Coding region: 633-1586 (317 amino acids)
Biological process (GO): regulation of DNA-templated transcription
Source: RefSeq, a predicted model, not a curated record